AUGGGUUCGAACGACGCCACAUACAACGGCACGACGCCGCAUAAACCAAAACACCACUACACCACGAGCCCCCCAACGUCGCACUCCACCGACAGGCAGAGCGUCCAGAGCUACAGUCUCGGCACCUACCGCCAUGGGCCCAGCAGCACACCCAUGGCAUCGACGGCCAGCUCCAGGGACAUCGAGGCAGCUCACGCGCAGAGGGUCGCGAGGGAGACUCAGGCUAUCCUGUCUCGCUACUAUAAGUGA
Anthostomella pinea is the source of this 249-nucleotide messenger RNA. The record is from the annotation of a GenBank genome assembly. Lineage: Eukaryota; Fungi; Ascomycota; Sordariomycetes; Xylariales; Xylariaceae.